AUGGUGCAGCUUGAUAUUGAGAAGACGCUCUCGAAGCUGGACUUGCACGACAAGAUUGCUCUUACUGCUGGAAACGAUUUCUGGCACACAGUCCCAAUAGAACGCCUCAACAUCCCAUCUGUCCGCACCUCAGAUGGACCAAACGGCGUCCGCGGAACUCGUUUCUUCAAUGGAGUUCCAUCAGCAUGUUUACCAUGUUCAACUGCCCUCGGCUCAACUUGGGAUGUUGAGCUACUCGAGCAGAUUGGUGAACUGUUAGGUGAUGAAGCCCGAUCAAAGGGUGUCCAUGUCCUGCUCGGUCCCACAAUCAAUAUCCAGCGCUCGCCUCUUGGUGGUCGAGGAUUUGAAUCCUUUUCCGAGGAUGGAUUGCUUUCUGGUAUCCUAGCGGGUCACUUUUGCAAAGGUGUUCAGUCAAAAGGAGUCGGUGCCACUUUGAAGCACUUCGUGGCUAAUGACCAAGAGCAUGAGCGCAUGGCUGUUGAUACGAUUGUUACUGCCAGAGCGUUGCGUGAGAUAUAUUUACUACCGUUCCAGCAAGCACUGAGGAUUUGCCAGACGGCAUGCUUUAUGACUGCUUAUAACAAGAUUAAUGGAACUCACGUGAGCGAGAAUGCAAGCAUCAUUGAUGACAUUUUGCGCAAGGAAUGGAAAUGGAAAGGCCUUAUUAUGAGUGACUGGUUUGGUACAUAUAGCACUUCCAAAGCAAUCAACGCCGGUCUGGAUCUCGAAAUGCCAGGCCCAACUAGAUGGCGAGGAUCAAACCUCGCCCAUGCAGUCAAUUCACGAAAAGUGGCCGAUCACGUUCUUGAUGAAAGAGUGCGCAACGUCCUCAAACUCGUCAACCACGCCAAGGAAUCCGGCAUCCCAUUUGACGCCGAAGAGAAAGGUCUCAAUCGCCCUGAAGAUCAGAAACUCCUUCGUCGUGCCGCGGCUGAGUCUAUCGUGCUCCUCAGAAACAACAAUAACGUUCUCCCCUUUGACAAGAACAAAUCCAUCGCUGUUAUAGGACCAAACUCCAAAGUUGCAUCUUACUGCGGCGGUGGUUCCGCAUCUCUACCAGCAUACUACACAGUGACUCCGUUUGAAGGAAUCAGCAACGCAAGCAAAGCCGACGUCAAAUUUUCUCAGGGCGCUUAUGCGCACCAAACUCUUCCUCCCUUGGGACCAUUGAUGCAGACCCUUGACGGAAAGAAGCAGGGCUUCGAGUUCAAGGCAUACCUUGAUCCACCUGAAGAGAGGAACAGUGACAGCAAGCUAGUUGAUGAGUUACAUCUUGUUAACUCAUUUGGUUUCCUCGCGGAUUACAAGAACCCACGUAUUCCUGGGUCGUUGUUCUACGCCGAUAUGGAGGGAACUUUCACCCCGGAAGAGGAUGGCUUGUACGACUUUGGCGUUAUUGUGAUUGGCACUGGAAAGUUGUUCGUGGACGGUGAGCUUGUCGUGGAUAACGCUACUACCCAGAGACAAGGAAUAGCCAUGUUCGGCAAUGCAACGGUUGAAGAGAUAGGCUCCAAGGAGCUCAAGGCUGGACAAUCAUACAAGAUUCUGUUUCAAUACGGUAGCCGGCCAACAUCGAAAUUGGAGAGCCGUAGCGUUAUUGACUUUGGUCUUGGUGGAUUUUCUUUCGGCGCAGCAAGACGUUUGAAUCCGGAGGAAUCGAUCCAGCAGGCCGUUGACUUGGCGUCAAAGACGGAACAAGUUGUUGUUGUCGCUGGCUUAAAUGGCGAAUGGGAGACUGAAGGUCAUGACCGGGAGAACAUGGACCUGCCACCGGGCACGGAUGAAUUGAUUUCUCGCGUCCUCGAUGCCAACCCCAACGCUGCCAUUGUCAUUCAAAGCGGCACGCCCGUCACCAUACCCUGGGCAGACAAGGCCAAUGUCGUAGCUCAAGCAUGGUUCGGAGGUAACGAGCUCGGAAAUGGUCUUGCUGACGUCCUUUAUGGCGAUGUAAAUCCAGCCGGAAAGUUGUCUUUGACUAUUCCUGUCCGUCUACAGGACAGUCCAUCAUAUAUCAACUUUGGCUCUGAGCGGGGCCGUGUAUUGUACGGAGAGGAUGUCUAUGUGGGAUAUCGGUACUUUGAGAAGGCUGCAGUCAAGCCAUUGUUCCCAUUCGGACAUGGUUUGUCAUAUACUACAUUCACACGAUCAGAUCUGUCCUUGAAGGUAGACGCAGAGAAGCCUAUUCUAGAAGAUGGAGAGAAGAUAACCGCCUCGGUGACUGUCACCAACACCGGCUCGGUCGGUGGAGCAGAGACAGUGCAGCUAUGGAUUCAACCUCCUAUUCUCGAGAAUAUCAAAAGACCCGCCCGUGAAUUGAAGGGAUUUACCAAGGUCUAUCUACAGCCAGGAGAAAAGAAGACUGUCUCAAUUACGGUUGAGAAGAAGAUUGCAACCAGCUUCUGGGACGAGAUUAGAAAGUCCUGGGCAUCUGAGAAGGGUGAUUAUACGGUUCUGAUUACUGGAACUGGAGACGAAAAGCUUUCUACGCAGUUUAGCGUUGAGAAGAGUCGGUAUUGGCUUGGGUUGUAG
Talaromyces marneffei is the source of this 2529-nucleotide messenger RNA. RefSeq lists its product as uncharacterized. Gene Ontology annotation, molecular function: beta-glucosidase activity. The record is from RefSeq and is a predicted model, not a curated record. NCBI's taxonomy places the organism in Eukaryota, Fungi, Ascomycota, Eurotiomycetes, Eurotiales, Trichocomaceae. The transcript has 3 exons. The coding region runs from base 1 to 2529 and encodes 842 amino acids. Gene Ontology annotation, biological process: glucan catabolic process.